AUGACUGACGAUUCAGUUACGGCAUGGGAGCUUCUGGAGAAACAGCAGGCUCUCGAGAAAAUGGCUGCGGAAAAGUACCCGUGGAAUCCAGAUGAAUGCACGCGCCAUAUGGGAGUGCAAAGGCAGUUGCUCUACGUGUGCCAGACAUGUCAAACAGCCAGCGGCAAACCCAAUGCAAUCUGUUAUAGCUGCAGCAUACGGUGCCACACCGACCACGAUCUUGUUGAACUCUUUUCCAAACGCGCAAUUACCUGCGAUUGUGGAACGAAUCAAAUCAAAGGCGACCCGUGUUUUCUGCGCAAAAUUGGCGAGCUAGAAAAGAGCGAUAACGCGUUUUAUGGACACAAUUUCAACAACCAAUUCUGUGAGUGCGACUCAGAAUACAACGAGACAGAGCCCGGCAUAAUGGUCCAGUGCCUGGUGGGUACACAAUGCCAGGAAGACUGGUUCCAUGAGCGGUGCAUUUUGGGGUUGUCAAUCGAAGAGGAGAAAGCGGCCAGAAAGGCUCUUUCAAAACCGGUAGAGUCUAGCGGUGUCAAUCUACUUGAUGAACUGGAAUCAGCACACAAUGUCGAGCACAGCGAGGCCAGCGAAGAGCCUGAAGCAACUGGGGCAUUUACUACUGACUCUGAGUCGGAGGACGAAGAUGAAACGCUCCCGGGAAUGCCCAACGCUGGAGAAUUCGAUGCUUUUAUUUGUUGGAAGUGUCUUUCUGCAGACGACUUUAGCGAAAUUCCAGGUAUUCGGGUCGACCGCGUGACGUGGACUGCGACAGAUUCGGGCAAACGAAACAAAACCGUGCAGACCAGUUUAUUUCUACGCCACGGCUACGAAAAGGCGAUCUCAGAGCUUGCAAAAGACAGCCCCGCAGUGCUCUCUCUAGUGAAAAAGCACCCUUUCCUUGUCGAACCCGAACAAACCUACGAACCUCCGCAGGACGACGACGCCAACUCCUCAAUUUUCGAGGCCGGCGAACGAGCGCUGCAGAAUCUCCCUCGCGAGUACGCAAACAACGGUAUCAAAGCAUACUCGAUGAUGCGUGAUAAACUCACAAAGUUCUUGGCCCCGUUUGCUUCGGAAGGUAAAGUCGUCACUCAGCAAGAUGUAGCAACGUUUUUUUCUUCGUUAAACUAG
Molecule: messenger RNA, 1134 nt
Organism: Wickerhamiella sorbophila
Lineage: Eukaryota; Fungi; Ascomycota; Dipodascomycetes; Dipodascales; Trichomonascaceae
Product: Protein mlo2
Exons: 1
Coding region: 1-1134 (377 amino acids)
Cellular component (GO): cytoplasm
Molecular function (GO): zinc ion binding; ubiquitin protein ligase activity
Source: RefSeq, a predicted model, not a curated record